Entelurus aequoreus (snake pipefish) is the source of this 2047-nucleotide messenger RNA. Its product is annotated as T-box transcription factor TBX1-like. Lineage: Eukaryota; Metazoa; Chordata; Actinopteri; Syngnathiformes; Syngnathidae. Gene Ontology annotation, cellular component: nucleus. Gene Ontology annotation, molecular function: RNA polymerase II cis-regulatory region sequence-specific DNA binding; DNA-binding transcription factor activity, RNA polymerase II-specific. Gene Ontology annotation, biological process: positive regulation of DNA-templated transcription; regulation of transcription by RNA polymerase II; cell fate specification. The record is from RefSeq and is a predicted model, not a curated record.
AUGAUUUCAGCCAUUUCCAGUCCGUGGCUGACGCAGCUGUCCCAUUUUUGCGACGUUGCCGCCUUCACCAGCAGCAGCCUGAGCAGCCUGAACACGCCGGCGGGCUACCACCUGUCCCCGUCCCCCGGGGAUCCUUACACCCAGCAUGAGGCGCACUUCGAGCCCUGCCCGGCCGCGCAGCCCGGCUACAGCUACCCGCACCCGCAGCAGCCGCCGCUGGCUCCGAGCGACCCGGCCGGGACUCCGUGCUCCUCCUCGUCCUCGUCCAGCUCCACGCCCACGGGCAAGAACUUGGUGAAGAAGAACCCCAAAGUGGCCAACAUUAACGUCCAGCUGGAGAUGAAGGCUCUGUGGGACGAAUUUAACCAGCUGGGCACGGAGAUGAUCGUCACCAAGGCGGGAAGGAGAAUGUUUCCAACUUUCCAAGUGAAAAUAUUUGGGAUGGAUCCCAUGGCGGACUACAUGCUGCUCAUGGUCUUGCCGGUGGACGACAAACGUUACAGGUAUGCAUUCCACAGUUCUUCCUGGCUGGUGGCGGGUAAGGCUGACCCGGCCACGCCGGGGAGGGUGCACUACCACCCGGACUCCCCAGCCAAGGGCGCCCAGUGGAUGAAGCAAAUUGUUUCUUUUGAUAAACUCAAACUCACCAACAACCUCCUGGACGACAACGGACAUAUCAUUCUGAACUCCAUGCACCGCUACCAGCCCAGGUUCCACGUGGUGUACGUGGACCCACGCAAGGACAGCGAGAAAUACGCGGAAGAAAAUUACAAGACUUUUGUUUUUGAGGAAACUCGCUUCACUGCGGUGACCGCUUACCAGAACCACAGGAUCACACAGCUGAAGAUCGCCAGUAAUCCUUUCGCCAAAGGCUUCCGGGACUGCGACCCGGAGGACUGGCCCAGGAAUCACAGGCCGGGCUCGCUGCCAAUAAUGAGCGCGUUUGCCAGGACAAGAAACCCCAUGUCAUCGCCGCCUCAGCACAACGGAGCAGAGAAAGACGACAACAGGCGGGACUACGAGAGAGACCCCAGCGGAACGCCGAUCCACGCCGACCCGGCCCACCAGCUCAUGUCCCGGGUCCUCAGCCCCGCCCUCCCGGUCCCGGGAGGCCUCCACACCGUCCCCCUCUCCGCCGGUCGCCCCAGCCCUCCCCACGACCUCCGGUCAGACCCUCACAGUCUAGCCCCGGACACCUUGCACCACCAUCCCUACAAGUACCCCACCAGCUACGAACACUACUUAGGGGCCAAGACCCGGCCGUCCCCUUACCCUUUACCCGGCAUCAGAGGACACACGUACCACCACCACAUGAACCCCGCCACGGCGAACAUGUACUCGGCCACCAGCGGGCCCUCAAACUACGACUACGGCCCCAGAUAGCGACUGCAAAGGGGUGCGGUGUGUAGUGGAAACCCGGGACUUUUGGAGGGUGCAGUGCAACCUGCGUGGUGCGUUCAAAGACUCCCCCCUGCUGUAUUUAUUUAAGCCACCUCUGCAGGCCCGCCUCCGGCAACUGAGCCCGCAGAACGAGGAGGAGAACACGUUUGAUCACAGACUGGAAGUGAUUUUUUUUUUUUUUUGGUGUGUGUGUGUGUGUUGAAUGCACUUUUGGAUUUUUUUUCCCCUUGUUUCUAAAGCUUUCUAAAAAAAAAAGAAAAAGAAAAGCCAUAUGUUAUAUAGUUCCUCCACCGUGUAGGUGGACAAGAUGUUUGCAUGCCGGAGAAAGGGUUGGCGAAACACAUCCGAUGUGUUCUGGUCGGAGGAGAGAAGCGAAGGUGGACAUCGCCACGGCACUGACUCGCAGGAACUCGAACGUAAACCAAAAAGAAGCAGAAUGACUUGUUCUGUGUCUGUAAAAAUAAACGUCACGUUCUUGCAAUGCAGCAAAAUUACACGUAUUUGUUGCGUCACACAGUCCAUAAGCAACACUAUGUAAACAUGGAUUAUAGUAGGUGGGUCGAGUAGCCAGAAAUUGUACUCAAGUAAGAGUACUGUUACUUUAAAUCAGGGGUCAAAGCAAGAGCUACUUCUUGGGUACUGAUUA